Molecule: messenger RNA, 2025 nt
Organism: Hevea brasiliensis (rubber tree)
Lineage: Eukaryota; Viridiplantae; Streptophyta; Magnoliopsida; Malpighiales; Euphorbiaceae
Product: sulfite exporter TauE/SafE family protein 3
Exons: 12
Coding region: 395-1849 (484 amino acids)
Biological process (GO): protein ubiquitination
Cellular component (GO): Cul4A-RING E3 ubiquitin ligase complex; membrane
Source: RefSeq, a predicted model, not a curated record
AAAGCCAAGAACAUGCAAGACAAAUAAAUAAAACCAAGCCAAGAGGGAAAAGAAAAAUUCACUGAGAGAGAGGGAGAGAGAGGGGGGGAAGCGAAUGAGGUGGCGCCCACCGCAUGUCAGGCGCACUGGGCCAGAAGGAGAGAAGUAUGACCCUGGAGUUGAUAUGUGGGUUCCUAUAAAAUGAGAACUUGUCCUCGUGGUGUGUCUGAUAAUUGAUAAGUGGUUGAAUGUCAUUGAGUUCCAGUUAUAGCCAACUCUGGUUUUCAGUUAAACAGCUAACAACUUGGCUCGUUUUCAUUUUUGAGUUCUUUUUUUCUUUCACUUCUGUGUUUGACCUCAAAUUCGAGAUAAUUUGAUAUUUAGUGAGAGAUAAGGAGGGAAGGUGAUAGGAGUUAUGAUGGCUGGGAUUAGAUCACAAUGGAGUGGUUUGAGUUUGAGGUCGGUAGGAGCAAUUUGUGUCUGUUAUCUUGGUGUAGCUUCCAUGAUUUUUUUAGCAGAGGCAAGAUUGAAACAGGAAGGUUCACUUGACAAUGAGAGUGAAGAGGAUGAAUCUGGUUUCUUGAUGAGAGUACUCAAUUUCUUGUGGCAAAAAGGCCAAUUGGGUUAUACACAUGUUUGGCCUGAAAUGAAAUUUGGUUGGCAAAUUGUGGUGGGUAGCAUAAUUGGAUUCUUUGGAGCAGCAUUUGGAAGCGUGGGUGGUGUUGGUGGGGGUGGUAUUUUUGUUCCCAUGCUCACCUUGAUUAUUGGGUUUGACGCAAAAUCAUCGACUGCAAUAUCAAAAUGUAUGAUUACUGGUGCAGCAGCUUCAACAGUUUACUAUAAUUUAAAGCUUAGGCAUCCAACACUUGAUUUGCCCAUAAUUGACUAUGACUUGGCACUCUUGUUCCAACCAGUGCUGGUGCUGGGAAUCAGCGUUGGUGUUGCUUUCAAUGUGAUUUUUGCUGACUGGAUGAUCACAGUUCUGCUAAUUAUUCUCUUCUUAGGCACAUCAACUAAGGCUUUCUUCAAAGGUGUAGAAACAUGGAAAAAAGAAACUAUUAUAAAAAAGGAGGCAGCUAGACGAUUGGCUUCAAAUGGUGAUGGUAGUGAAGAAGUGGAAUACAAACCUCUUCCUGGAGGUCCCAGCAAUGGUGCAAGACCAGAAUCCAAUGAGUCUAAAAGAGAAGAGGUUUCUGUUCUUGAGAAUGUUCAAUGGAAGGAACUUGGAAUUCUCUUCGCUGUGUGGUUGAUUAUCCUCACAUUAGAGAUUACCAAGAAUAAUACAACAACUUGUUCAGUGGCAUAUUGGGUUUGCAAUCUAUUGCAGAUUCCAGUUGCUCUUGGGGUUUCUUCAUAUCAGGCGGUUAGCUUGUACAAAGGGCGGAGGAAGAUAGCAUCAAAGGGAGAGGCAGGCACAAAUUGGAAAGUACACCAGCUGGUUCUUUAUUGUUGCUGUGGCGUAUUGGCUGGUGUGGUUGGUGGGCUGCUUGGUCUUGGUGGAGGAUUCAUUUUGGGACCACUUUUUCUGGAGUUGGGAGUCCCUCCACAGGUGUCAAGUGCCACAGCUACAUUUGCCAUGACAUUUUCUGCAUCUAUGUCUGUCAUAGAGUAUUAUCUCUUGAAACGUUUUCCAGUUCCUUAUGCUCUAUACUUUGUCGCUGUGGCAACUGUCGCGGCCUUCAUAGGGCAGCACGUGGUAAGAAAGAUUAUCAGUAUACUAGGGAGAGCAUCUCUAAUCAUCUUCAUUCUGUCAUUCACAAUAUUUGUGAGUGCAAUAUCACUAGGUGGGGUUGGUAUAGCAAACAUGAUAGUGAAGAUUGAAAACCAUGAAUACAUGGGAUUUGAGAACAUUUGUUCCUACGAAGCGUAGUCUCGAAGACCUUUUUCCUCGGUUGUAUCAGUAGCUUUGCCAUUGCUUAUCACUUUUCUCAAGUUUCAAUUUCUGAAUCCUAGGAUUUUGAUCAAUAAAAAAAAUUUCCAGAAUGAAUAAACAUUCCUUGUGAUUCAACUUUGAAAUCCAAUCUUAAUUUUUUUAUGUUCCACGAA